Molecule: messenger RNA, 2843 nt
Organism: Pomacea canaliculata
Lineage: Eukaryota; Metazoa; Mollusca; Gastropoda; Architaenioglossa; Ampullariidae
Exons: 4
Coding region: 1773-2444 (223 amino acids)
Source: RefSeq, a predicted model, not a curated record
UUAAGAAUGUGGGAUGGAUAGCUAGUAACAGCCGUCUUGGCUUUGGCUGAUUGACCUGCCAGUGAGAUGCUCAUAAUAGGGGUGGUCUAUCACUUUUCUUUGCUGCCGUCAGAAACAGUUGUUGUUGUUGUUGUUGUUGUUGUUGUUGUUGUUGUUGUUUGUUGUUGUUGUUUUGGCAUACUGACUUGCAAACCUUGAAUGUGAAUAGUAUGACGAUAAAGUUUAUCUUAUUCUAAAUAUUGCAUCGUUCUUUGUGAUCGCAAUAGCCGAGUCAUUGGUCAAUGAAUUAUGUUUGUGUUUAGCGUGCUUUGUCUGCUGAUGCUACCACCGUACGUGUGUGUGUGUGCAUGACUAUACUCACACACUCCCCUUCUUUUUCGUAAUGUUCGAAUGCGAAUGUUCACUGUCAGCAUGGGGUUUGCACCCUUCCCCAACCCACCCAUCCAACGCCACUCUCUCAUGCACCUUUCCUCUGAAACACGAAUUUCUUGACUUACAUUAAAAAAAAAAAAAUUUUUAUAAUAAACUGAACAAACGAGUUUGUUAUACUGGAUAAACAAAAAUUAAUAUGCUUUAAGGGCAAUAUGAUUUGCAGCGAGUGGAAAACCAAAAACGUUUACACAAAAGAGUAUGUAAAUAAGAAGAGAGAAAUUGUCGUCGAGUAACGGGAGUUAACUGAAAAGAGCAAAUUCUCUUUCCCAAUUUUUUUACGGAUUACCUCCCUUUCAACUUUUAAGUUGCCAGCUUUUCCCGAUUCAACCCUUAACAUUCACCUUCUCACUUAACAAAUUAUUUGUCUUUUAGGGCGAGCAUUAAAAGAAUACAUUUGCUUAUACCUGUAAUUAGUCUUACGCACAGUUACCCUCGCAUAUGUAAGACGAAUUACAGACAAAUAACACAUGGACGAGCCCCUCAGAGGAAAGCUAAGGGGAGACUUGAUGUUCAAGUUGUAGAACAAAUGACGUACACAUACACGAGACAAUACGAGAUCUGCUACAACUCAGUACUCUGCUAUCACCUUAGUUUAUCAUUGUUAUACGUGUGUGUGUGUGUACUCGGUUUCAUCCUCUUUAAGAAACGAUUUUCUUGACUUCUUGUUGUAUUCAUCACCUUGCUUGAAACAUAAACACAUUUCUUUCCAGUCCGUACCUCACUUCUUUGACGCGCUCCUCUUCUGCUUUCUCCUCUCUUAUUUAUCUAGCAGAUUCGCUGACAGUUGAUGUUGCUGGGCAACAACUCCAUUUGUGAUAUUUCGAUCUCGUGAUCCUUCUAACAGACAUUCAGUCGUGACAAAGACCAUUCCUGUUUGUAGCAAAUAACAAUCCUGUUUGUCAGCUACCAGAGUACAUAAUCCAGAUUCGUCUUCUUCGGCAACCUAUCCCAGCCUCCACCUCCGCCUCCGCCUCCGCCUCACUUCUGUACCUUCCAAGCCCUUCCUUGAUCGCCCCCGACCCGAGACCUGGCGCACUGACGUCACACUGCAACGCGACGGUUCCAGAUGAAUGACCAGAAGAAGGAAGCGACAGUGCAAGUGUCAAACCCAAAUGCCAAGCCCAAUGGUCUCGUGUUCCUUGUCCUCUGCUGUCCGCUUACCUUCUGCCACCUCCACGCUCUGACUCAGUUCGCCUUCCGGUUAGGGACGACUUUUUUUUUUUUUCAUAUCGUCUGGCGAAACUGAUAACGCAGGUCGGGAACUUUAAAAACCCAGCCGCCUCUUCAGAAUACAUUCGAGAUUCUUUCCGAGUGGCCUAGAAGGAGGAACCUUUGUCACCAUGAUUCGAGCAUUUCUACUAACAGCGGGUAUUAUGGCGGUGGCGUGGUCGUCAGAAUCAGCCGAGUGUGACAUUUCCGAACACGAACACAACAUGUACCUGAAGCAGGUGUUUGGAGACAACAUGCGUCGACAGUCACCUGAAAUGUUUUCCAUAACUCACUUCAUGUUUUGUAGGACAUCAAACACGUCCAGGAGUAUGGCGACCUUAAUUCUGGAUACAAUCAAUGCAACUCUGAUAAAAAACCUUAACAGAGAAGACCUCUCACUUCUUCACUUUGUGCAGAACCAAAAGCCACUCAUCUACCAGAAGUCAAGAGAGGCCCUUGCCAACAACCUCCUCUCCUGUUACCAGGGGUUAGCGUGCAUGACUACCGCCCUUAACGAACAAACCUCUCGACUCACCGAUGCCCGCUGCUUGCUUGUGCGUCACUUCCGGGAGCUCACAGAGGCCGCGCGCAUCGCGAUCGGCCCGUUGGGCAUGUGCGACGAGGAGGGACUUCCGUUAAACUGCGCCGGAUGGGAGAAACAGGACGAUAAAGUGAUGCAGCUUUUGAGCUACUUUACGGUACAAGAGCUGUCCAAAUUUCUCAAGUUUCUGGAGCUGUCCUGUGAGUCGAAUGGAAGACAUCAUGAACUCUCUCUUACAAUAAUUAAGGAACUGUUCCAAUGAAAAUGAUGACAGAAGAAAAACGAUGAUGUUUGAAAAUAGAGUGAACUAUACUUUUCAAAGAAAAAGAAGAAAAAAAGUUCUACCAUCGCAGUCGCGGAAAAAUAGUUUGCUCCUAUUUGUGCUUAAUUGCUGUUGUUUUUUUCAGCAAAUACUCAAUGCUUAAUUUAUGUUAGUUUACGUGUUAAAUUUUACAAUGCUUGACAUGUUUUAAAUUAAUAUCUAGUCAUUUUGGAGAUCUGGUGAUUGUAGUGUGAAUGCAAUAGGUCCUUCUCUAUGCAACCCUUCACACUUAAUGCUUAAAGGGAUUGUAAAGGCAAAAUAAAAUUGCUUGGAAUCUCGUAAAGAGUAGGACCAAUUUAAAUCUCGUCUAUUAUCGUGUCUGUUCAUGUGGGAAAAGUU